Messenger RNA from Perca fluviatilis (European perch), 11320 nucleotides. RefSeq names its product MTSS I-BAR domain containing 2b (gene mtss2b). NCBI's taxonomy places the organism in Eukaryota, Metazoa, Chordata, Actinopteri, Perciformes, Percidae. Gene Ontology annotation, cellular component: cytoplasmic side of plasma membrane; actin cytoskeleton. Gene Ontology annotation, molecular function: phospholipid binding; actin binding. The transcript has 16 exons. Gene Ontology annotation, biological process: cell projection assembly; plasma membrane organization. The record is from RefSeq and is a predicted model, not a curated record. The coding region runs from base 575 to 3160 and encodes 861 amino acids.
UUUGCAGUUCCAUGGAUCGUAUUACUGGCUGCUCUCCCCGCACCGCUGAGCCCACCACCUCUGCGCCAAUCACAACCUGCCUUUACAUACGCGCACAUGCGUGCACAGACACAGACCCUGACACACACAUACACGGCGAUCCAUCGCUCCGGUUCACAUGCGUCCCCACCGACUCCGCGUAGCGCUGGCUGCGCCAAGAUGAGCGGUUGUCCCGGUACCAUGAUCUGAGCGUCUCACCGCCUGACUGACCCAGAGCCGGGGGGGAGAGAGAGAGAGAGAGAGAGAGAGAGAGAGAGAGAGAGAGAGAGAGAGACCAUCUUUCCUCUCUCACAACCCAUCUUCCGUUCGCUCGGAAGAGACCGCAGCGCUAGCCGUUUCUCACUCGCAUCUUUUCUUUUUUUCACCCCCCUCCUGCUGUUCUUACUGCAUCCCUCCGUUAUUGUCGGUCUCCCGGUUUAAAGGAGAAACCGGAGAGCCCAGGAGUGCUUUUGUGGAAAUACAUUUUUCGCAUUUUUUUUUUCCUGCUGAGUGUUGGUAGCGCGCAGUUGGUGCGCGCUUUCGUAAAUUCCGGUGAAUGGUGGAUUUGGCAAACAUGGAGACUGUGGAGAAGGAAUGCGGGGCCCUCGGGGGUCUGUUCCAGGCGAUUGUCAACGACAUGAAGUGCUCCUAUCCUGUGUGGGAGGACUUCAGCGCCAAGGCCACCAAGCUGCAUUCCCAGCUCCGAACCACUGUUCUGGCUGCCGUGGCCUUUCUGGAUGCCUUUCAGAAGGUGGCAGACAUGGCUACCAACACCAGAGGGGCAACCAGAGAUAUCGGUUCAGCUCUGACCAGGAUGUGCAUGAGGCAUCGCAGCAUUGAGGCCAAACUUCGCCAGUUCACCAAUGCUUUGAUGGAGAGUCUGAUCACUCCUCUCCAAGACAAGAUUGAGGACUGGAAGAAGACAGCCAACCAGCUGGAUAAGGAUCAUGCCAAAGAGUACAAGAGGUCACGCCACGAGAUCAAGAAGAAGUCAUCUGACACCAUGAAACUACAGAAGAAGGCUCGUAAAGAGAUCCAGGGGCGAGUGGACCUGCAGCCUCAGCUGGACAGCGCCAUGCAGGAUGUGACUGACCUGUGUCUGCUGAUGGAGGAGACGGAGAAGCAGGCAGUGCGUCGGGCCCUGGUGGAGGAGAGGGGUCGCUUCUGCACGUUCAUCGGCUUCCUUCAGCCUGUCGUGAACGGAGAGAUCGCUAUGCUGGGAGAGAUCACCCACCUCCAGGCCAUCAUUGAUGACCUCACUGUGCUGACAACCGAUCCUCACAAACUGCCCCCAGCAAGUGAACAGGUGAUUAAGGAUCUGAAGGGCUCAGAUUACAGCUGGUCCUAUCAGACUCCUCCUUCAUCCCCCAGCAGCUCUGGCUCCCGCAAGAGCAGCAUGUGCAGCAGCGUCAACAGCGCCCACAGUAGUGCCUCCCGUUCGUCAGGGGGAGGCGGUAGUGGUGGUAUUGGUGGAGGGGGUGGAGGCUCCCAGCCCCACUCCCCCACCUCAUCUUCCUCCUCCUCCUCCUAUCGCUACCGCAGCAGCCUGCCGCAUCAGCCUCCGCCGCCGGGGGGCAUCGCUGCCCACCGCCUCAGCAGCGUUUCCUCCCACGAUUCGGGCUUUGUGUCCCAGGACGCAAACAUCUACUCCAAGCCCCCCUCGCCCAUGCCCUCGGACAUCACUAGCCAGAAGUCCUCCAGCUCAGCAUCGUCAGAGGCCUCAGAAACAUGCCAGUCAGUCAGUGAAUGCAGCUCCCCCACCACUUUUGGCACGUCCUUCGCUACCUUCCGCCCUGCUCUCUCUCACUCUGGCUCCACCAGGCCUCUCUCUGUCAUUCUUCCUGCGUCCCCACCCUAUAACUGCCCCCCUGGAUCCAGCUCCUCCUCUCCCACAUCAAAGGUUCCUAUGUGGAAGGAUUGGUCCAAAGCAGGUCAGUAUGAGCAGCCGGUUGCAGCAGCAUCAGUUCAGAGGAGAAAGGAACCCCUCGAUAGGCUUAGGGAGAACGAGAUGUCGCCCAGCUCCCAUGGAUACACUGGACCAUCGCACCCUGAUGACGCACAGAGACACAGGAUGACCCCUGCUACCAUCGCUGCCAAGCAUGGAGAGGAGGUCUCUCCCGCAGCCAGUGACCUGGCCAUGGUGCUGACCAGAGGGCUGAGCAUGGAACAGCAGAAAAGCAACAGAGACUCCCUGCAGUACUCCAGUGGCUACAGCACAGAGACCACAACACCAUCCUGCUCCGAGGACACAAUUCCUUCACAAGGUUCAGAUUAUGACUGCUACUCAGUGAAUGGUGAUGCUGAAGGUACAGAUGGUCAGACAGAGUUUGACAAGUCCUCCACCAUUCCUCGCCACUCUAACAUCGCCCAGAACUACCGGCGAAUGAUCCAGACCAAGAGGCCAGCCAGCACAGCCGGCCUACCCAGUGGGGUUCUUGGUCCCGGGGGCCAUGGAAUUCAACCCGGAGGAGCUGGUGGAGGUGGAGGUACUCCGGGCACUGCCACCAUCCGUCGAACCCCGUCUACCAAACCAGGCGUGAGGCGCACACUGUCCAGCGCGGGGCCUAUCCCCAUCCGACCUCCCAUUGUACCUGUCAAGACACCCACUAUUCCCGGAGACUCACAUUCACCUGGCGCGGCUGGCGGUGGAUUCGCAGGCGGAGGGCACUCGGGUGGCGUGCCUGUGCGUGUGGGCAGCGAGGAGUGCGUCUUCUUCACUGCAGUCGAGGAUGCACAGGGAGCGCUCGAUUACGUGAAGGCAUCGCCGAAGCGCCUCAGCCUGCCUAACACCGCCUGGGGAUCAGGGGCGGCGUUAGAGGUCUACGCCCAGCAGCACGGGGGCCUCGCAAUGGGAACAGGCUCAGGGGCCGGAUCCGAGGAGGAUCAGAUGAUCGCAGCAAAUCGACACAGCCUAGUGGAGAAGAUCGGUGAGUUGGUAGCCAGUGCGCACGCUCUCGGAGAGGGGCAGUUUCCUUUCCCUGCCCUCCCCGAUGACCCGGCCCUGCCGCAAACUGGCCCCACCGACACGCAGACAGGCACAGAGGAGGCAGAAGGGUCCGGUGACAUGUUGACCACCAUCAGGAGAGGAGUCCGCCUUCGCAAGACCGUCUCCAAUGACCGCUCUGCGCCGCGCAUCUUGUGAUGGGAGAAGAAGCAGGAAGAGGAUGAUACUUGUCAGCCAAUAGGGAGUCAGGUGUUGGUGUGGUGCAACCCAACCGCCUAGUACAUACACAAACAUUUAACUAUGUAGGGAAAGCUCUAAUAUAACAGAAGAUGAAUGAAAACAUACAGAAAAAAUAUGUUUAAAGACACCAUUAGAGUAAAUGAUAUAUAAUGUAAUAAUAAUAACAAUAAUAAUAAUAAUAAUAAUAAUAACAAUAAUAAUAAUAACAUCAAUAAUGUUAACUCAUGCUGACAAUUAAAAGUGAAAUACUGAAUACUGAUACUAUUGACAGGCUCCUAGCAGGCCACUAUAACUAGUGUGUGAUGGACGCAUGUUUGUCUUCUGUACACCUCCACCCAGGGACGAAAAGACUCGCAGGAAAAACAGAUCCGAUUUAAAAAAAAAAAAAAAGGCAAAGAAAGAGAGAAAGACUGGGUUCUGUUUUUCAACUUACACCCUUCCCCAUCCUCUUCUCCAACUAACCCGACUGUCUAAAUCCAGAGGAAAGACUGAUGACUGAAGGAGGGAGAGAGAGGGGGGGUCAGAGUGCCAUGUGACGCUGGAUUAGAACCCAGGCUGUCUCAGCAGCAACGUACUGUACUUAUUAGCCCACUGAAGUGAAGAUGUGGUAUUAGCACGGGGAGCUAACAAGCCAGAGGGCUCCUCUGGUUCAUCCUAAUGUAAAAGAGUCUUUAAAAAAAUAGUGUUGGCAUUGAACCGUGCUAAUGCCCCCUUCCCCUCUCUCUCUGUGUGUGUAGUGUGUGCGUGCAUUCACGUGUGUGGGCAAAUGUGAAAUAUGAUUUUGUGUGUGUGUGUGUGUGUGUGUGUGUGUCUGUGUGUGUGUGUGUGUGUGCGCGCACGUGAUUGAUUGUGUGUGUGUGUGCGAGGGGGGUGGGUAGAGCUCUGCUGCAGGACAGCUGGUUACUCAAUGAGGGCAGGGCUUUUCUCCUGUGUGUUGUACGUGUAUUAUCUUGUUUAUAUCGUGACGUCAUUUACCUUGUUACAACUGUACCAGAAGUUACGAGAAAGUAAUCCAGGCUUAUAGAUAUAUUCAUAUAUAUUUUCUAGAACCAGAGAGAAAAAUGUUAAAUCAGAAAUGGAGCAAUAAAUGUGUUUUAUUUUCUUGUUUCCAAGAAGAAGGAGGAUUGUAGGUUCUCCUUUGUCACAUUCAGGCAAUCAUCAGGAAUGCUAAAUUACACAUUGACUGUGAAUUCAUGCCUAGCCCCGCAUUGGCGUGUCUCUCUCCCUGUCCCUGUCUCUCUGGUGGAGGAAAUGGAUUACAAAAAUGGAAGAAAAAAAACUGUAAGCACUUUGAUAGGUGGUAGAGUAUGUACAAUAGCCACUAGGUGUUGCUGUAGUCAUACUGUAUGUUAGGGAGAGUGAAAGUGAGAGAGAUAGUUGCCAAUAAGGCUGUGUCCUGAGAAAAUUAUUUAAUUGGAAGAUGAAGAAGAAGAAGACAGGGAGGGACAAAGAGGAAGUGAUAAAGACUGGUGGAAUUGGAGCGAUUGGUCAAAUGAGAUGGGAUAAGAAAGUAGAGCAACAUAUAUAUCUGAGAAUGGAUAGGACAUCAGGGCUCUUCAGGGUUUUACAAGCCAUCGCCUGCUGUGGAUUAGGAAUAGUGCUGAAGCUUUUUAUGUUGUGGUUGCACUGGUAUCUGAACACAUAAUGCAAAAAAUACACCGCACAGAUAGGUCAGACUACUUUUGGAAAUAGGCUUUAAAAGGUUGGUUGGUUAGCCAUGCAAAUAGUAAUUAGAACUAAUUAGAAUUAAUUAGAACUACUUCUAUGGUAGUGAUAGUCCCUCAAAAAACUGUCAGCACAUUUAAUAGAUUACCAAAGGGAUGCAUUAGUGUUGGAUUUUUUUAAAUGCCAUUUCUCAAUACUGUGAGCACGAUAAAUGAAAUUCCAUUCACAUCCAUUGUAUUGCAGUGAAGGCAGAAAUUUGAAAACCUGGAUGGAUAAACCCAAAACUAUCAACAAGCCAUUGUGGAGAUACAGCGUGGGAGAAAAUAUGGUUGUUUGUAAUUUGGGGUCAAAAACACUUCAACAACAGUGGAUUUAUGGAAUAUAUAUGCAGAUGUAGAUUAUGUUGAUUGGAUAUACAUUUGUGUGGCAUACAUAUUGUGGAGUUUUCAUCAUUGGAUGCUGUGGGACUGUAUUUCCAAUGUCUAAAAUAAUGUAUGUUACAAAGUAGUAUUCAUGUUGAAGUUCAUGUGCAAAUAGAGAUCAGCACACCAUCUUAUCCGCAAAUAUAUUCUUACUUAUAAAUACGGUAUAUUUUUGCAUUAUGGGAAAGCUUGAACAUAGCCUCAGAUUGGCUCCAGUUAAAACCUUCCUCCUUUACAAAAUGAAUCACAACAAUCUCGAGUUUCAUUUCAAAUACACACCAUACAAAAACAAUAGGACUUCUCUGAAAGAAACGAGUAAUGUACUACUAUUGCUGUUGAGGAAUGUGCAAUGCGUAAUUGAUGACAUUUUUCAAGUAACUUGCCCAACGCUGGUUACUAAUGAGCGGCGUCACCUGAAACGUUAAGCAUUUAGACCAGCAUGUAUUCAGUCACAGUAAUCAGGUUCUUUUACUGAGUUUUGUGUGAACACUACACUACCCCCAGAAUGGUUCAGCUCAGUUCAGUGCAAGUAACCCAGUUCAGCUCAGGACACACGGCUGUGUGAAAGGAUUAUUUAUGGACAUUAAGAUAUGAGAAAAGGUGAAGCCUGUUUGAUGUGCUCGCUGAUGACAAAGAAGGGUUUAGAAUUAGACGUUUGAAGCCAACAGAGAGUGGAAGAUACGUGUGGAAUGAGCAUUUCACUGCCUGUUCAUACUAUUAUGUACUGUAUGUGCUGUAAUAGCAAAGGAGAAUUUAGGCGCACAGAUUUGGUAUAAAGGUUUGUUAGAAAAUAUGACAUGGAAAAUUCAGUUUUCAGUAUUAUUUUUUUCAUUCUGCAGAAUUUUUUGAAUAUUUAGUCUUACUUUUAAUUAAUGUAAAAAAACAAGAUAAAAACACCGGUUGGGACACAAAGUACUAUGCUGUGUAACAUAUAGAUGUGGGAUGUGUGGGCCGAGAGUGAGUGUGUCCUUGUUUGGCUGGUGGACUCUUCAUCAACAUGUCUGUAUGCUCUUCUAGCAGUGACCUGAACAUAGCUGGUGACAUCGGCGCUCUUAAAAAGCCCUUUUUUUAUUGACUUAUUUCUGAGCACUGUUUUAAACAUAUUUGUGGCUUUUUAAAUAGAAAAUUAAGAUGAUUUCAUUUUAAAGAGAUAGAGAGGAGAAUGCUUGCAAUUUUUGAAACAUCGUCACCCUCCGCCAGCACACUUUUUUUUUUGUUGAACUUUGAAACAGUGCUUCGGCAAGUGGGAUGUUUUAUUAUUUUUUUGUCUGGGGGGGGAACUACUGUAUAUGUGUUGUCACAUGUGGAUGCUGUGUGUUGUAUCAGCUGAAAGUGACUGGGUGAGAGGUUGGAAUGGGAGAGCAGCAGGCUUGGACUCCAUCCCCCCCACCCACCCCCCAAAAAAAAAAAACUACAUUUUUUGGGUGAGAAAAUGUUCAUUCUGAAGAGUUUGUGUAGGACCGCCUGUCGAGGUCACACUGUACAUGAAUAUGCGUACGUAUUCUGAAUGUACCGCGAGGUGAAGGUGGACAUCGAACUGUACAUGUUUGACUUGCUUGAACUAUUGCAAUGUCAGAACUUUGUGCUUGUUGUACAACUGUUGGAAAGCAAUACAGAGAUAGUGUGCAUGUACGUACAUUCACAAUGAUGUUACAGUGUGGGUAUAUUAAAGGAAAAUACCACUGUUCUGUCCACUCUAUGAUACUUGUGUUCCCCAUCUAAAAUGAAAGAGACCCUUUACAGUACGUCCAAGGACACUGCUUUGUAUGUGCUGUAUUCUAGUGCAAAUUGAAACAACUGAAUUCACUGCCAGUUAUCUACAGGAAGCUGUUGCUUGAUUAAAGGGUUUGUAAUGCCCUGCAGGACAGACAUGCUGCUUAAUUCCAAAUGAUGGAGAACAACUCAGGACAAGACCAGGACGCUAAAAUUGUAGCGUUUUUCACAUUGAAUUAGACCAAGACAGUCAAAUCAAACUGCACAGACUGGCAAUAGGAUGGGUGUGAGAUAAGAGAAAAGACACAGUACUGCUAUUUUCCUUUAAAAUGCCCCGUUAACAGCACAACAAGUUAUCUAACUAAACAAUAAUGUCUUUUUUUAACAUGCUGAAUUAACUGUGUACUGAACUAACUGUCUGAAGAAGCUGAAAUAACUACUCUGCUACAGAUGUGUCAAUAUGCCCAUUUCUUUUUUGAGUGUAUGUGUAUGUGGGUAGAAAUAGGCCUACCGGCACGUGGGCAAAGCACGGGCUACAAUGAAAAUAGGACACUCUGUAGGAAAAUACAUAUAGAGACAGAUUUACAUGCGUGCAGGCAUGCGUGCGUACACACAAACACACACACGUCAUCAUAAGAUAUACACACAAAACCAUCCCUUCUUCCUCAACUGAGAAAACGAGACAGUGCUAGCUACUGUACAGCAUGUCCAAAAGGAACUACCACUGUAAAAUGUAACAUUUUAAAAACCAUUUCAUAAUUAUAUUGUGUCAAAAGGUUGAAAAUACCCCAUGUGAACUUUCAGUGGCAUUACUGCAUUUCAAUUGCUUUUGCUUUCAGCUCUCUUGUUGCCUAGCAAGGCUAGCGUGCGAGCUAGACAACAUGUAGAUUAGUACAAACAUGGAGCUCGGUACAUUUCUUUCAUGUUACUGGCAGGUACAUACAGAAUGCACACUUGAUUCAAAUUUAAAAGAAUGACCUCAGAAAAAGUCUGUGGGUCUCUUUACAUAUAGCUAGCUGGACAGACUACGGCGCUGUUGAGAAGUAGGUAGGUAGCUAUGACUAAUAUGAGUUCACACAGACUGUCAAAUGUUAAAGGAAUUGUUUGCAUUUUUGGAAAAUAUCUGCCAGGAGCUGGUUAGCUUAGCUUAUGCAUAACAAGUGGAAGCACAGGGAACCAACUAGGCUGGCUUUGUCCAAAGUGAAAUAAUUCAUUUUUAAAGUUAACUUAUGUACAUUACAUUACAAUAUUUUAUUUGUUUAACCCGCUCAGAAACCGAAAUGUAGGUUGUGGUGUUAUGAGGGGUAAUCUGCUGGAUUACUUAUUGGCCAUGUGCAGUGACUUCCUGGAGUCUCUGCUCUUUUGCCUACCACCCAUUGACAAGACAGAAGGAAGAAAGAAAACAGACUAUCAAAUAAAAAGCUUAUUUUUCCAAAAAUGUUGAGCAAUUCCAUUAAAUUCAACAUUAAAUUAAAAACUUGGGGGUUAGUUUAUUGAGAUGGUGGGACCACAGUACACUGGGAUUGAGACGUGAACGCUCAACAGCACCGUUGCCUGGAAAGCCUGGAGGUGUACAAUAUGGAGGCAUUUUUUUUAAACCAAUGUAUUCCUCUCUUCUUUUCCCUCUCUAUGAUCUUCCACUUUUCUAACCUCCAUCCCCUUGGACAGUACACCCAGGGAUGCCAUCUAGCUGACAAGUUGGAAAACAACGCUUGUCAUGAUAAGAGUCCCAUCGGCUGUGCUCGGUCUCUCUGUACCUCGCAGCCCAUCAAAGCUAAUGAACAAUAAUUGUGAUGAAGUCUUUAUUAUUAUUUACACCACAGUUAAUAUGAGCUCAGCUCUGUUUCCCUCUAUGUCCGCCUCCCCUUUCCUCCCCAUGUAUGUGUCUGUAUGUCGGUAUUCAUGUGUGCCACGGUUCAAGUGUGUGUGUGUGUGUGUGUGUGUGUGUGUGUGUGUGUGUGUGUGUGUGUGUGGUGUGUGUGGUAAUGGCUAACAAGUGGUAUCAAUAUGGGCCUUGGGUGUGUUGUUCAAAGGAGGGCUGAAAGCAUUAGCCAGGAUAAACUUCUCCCCGCUGUACAUGGUAACAUGUGCUGGUUUCAAGGCAAGCAGCUGGAUGUCUGACACUCCAUCUUAGUGCUGGAUUACACUUUAAUGAAUUUUUUCGUUAGGCUUUUUAAGACAUCUCCCUGGCAUCAUCUCCCAGUUUCUUGGUGAGCUUCUGUCAAAGAAAACUAAAGAGGCAAGUGUGGGCAGUAAUUCAACAUGCAUUGGGACUUUCUUACCCACAUUUCUUUCGCAAAAAAUCUGCUGGUGUGUAAAGCACAGGGUUAGUAUCUUAAUCGAUAUAGAGCAUUACUGUGCCCACUUCUUUUAAAUUGAGCUAAACUGGCUAAAGUAAAAAUCCACUCAAAGGGAGACUAGGCAAUUUGUGUUGAAAAACUGCCACUAUGGCUACAAGUAACGAUUAUAGCAUAAUGCUGUCAAGUCAAACAACUGGCUUAACAAUGUCAGUAAAAUAGCAACAUAUAUUUAAAACUGCUAAAUGUAGCUGCCAUAAGAUAUUAGUAAAACAGUACUGUCAUGGCAAAACAUUUAUUGAACUGAGCAAAGGUUUGUUUUAUCGCCCACGUAUUUAACUUUUCAUUAGUAAGAGGGAAAUAUGUUAUAUCGUCUUACUUUAAAUAGAUUAUAAUGUCAAAGUCUUAAUUUAAAACUAUACGUUACCAAAUCACUUUGAAAAUGUAAGUUUUCAACGUGGAACUAGUUUCAGGAACUUAACAACCCAUGUAGCCAUUUUGCCAUUUUUGUUCCACUGUUCUCAGCCAGUAAAAACACGCAUUACUGUAAACAGCCAUUCUCCGACCACUGUUUGAGCCAUUCCUUCUGUAGAAUUUUACAAUCAUGUUACAGAGAUCAAAAAGGGGUUUAAGCCGCCCCAGUCAACGCGUUGCCAGAUGUGACAUGAUGGAAUUAAAAUUAGGGUAAAACAGAAGCUCAAGCUUCCUGUUGAUGGUUGAUGAACAUUCAGCUAUGGCACUUCUCUCAGUCAGUAGAUGUGUUUUUGCUGUCUGCACCUCAGCUGAGUUUCCCUGGUUACUCAGAUUUAUAGGAAAUUGGCCGACUUCCACUGUGAGCAUUUGCUCGCAGCAUGCACACAUCGUAAUCUAUGAGGACAUGUGGAGAACAGCCUUAUUUGGGGUGUGGAAUGCUUCUCCUCAUAACUUUGGAUCCCUUGAAAUAUGUAUACAUUGGAAACUUACUGUAUGUCUUCAAUAAGAUUUAAAAAUGUCACCCAUUUGAAAUAGUUGAAACGAACAUGCUGAAGAUCUAUCUGACUGACUGAAUCCAGAGUGACCCUGUGAUGGACCAUUCAAAGGCUGGAUGGUGUUGUAUUUAUGAUGCGAUGUAUUGUAAAUUUGCACGUAUGUACAUGUAUGCACAAUCCACUCCUUCAGCCAUCUGCCCAGGUUAUAUUGAAUGCGUGCUUUAUGUAUGUGUGCAAGAAUGUGCGUGUUGCACAAGGGCACUUAGUUAAGAACCCAACUGUUCCUCCCUCCCACUUCCCACACACAAUCUGUCAAUCCUUCCUGCUGUUUAAUACUGAAGAAACCUACCACACACACACACACACACACGCACACACACACACACACACACUUACUAACACUCAUCUGAAGCAAGAAUGACUAAGGUAGAUUCUCGGAAGGUAUGUGAUGGUCUGCUAAAGUCCUCCAGGGGAUGAAAUGAUGAAACAUGUCACAACUUCCUGUCAUAUAGCCAUGCAGAACAGAGUGGCCAAAUUGGCGUCCUGGUGCCACCGCCGCUGUGACUGAACUGAAUGUCUUACUGUCAAUACUCUCAGUAGUGUCGCUCGCUCACUCGCUCGCUCGCUCUCUGCCUCUUCUUCCUCUGCAGCCUCCAAAUGAACUCUACAAUGAAAUCUCUGCACAACUCGCCAUCGAGGCGUUGCUAUCAUUUCUAUGGGGCUAUUGUUUUGUUCAAAGGAUAACAUUGCGACAACACCUGCUUUAUGUUUUCUGUACAAACCGAUCUUUUGCUCCUCUCUUCCCCUCCCGCGUCGCCCCGCAGGCACUGUGGUCUUGUCUUUCUCUCCUUAUCCUUUUUCUUCUGCUCUUCUUCUUUAAUUUAUUGUGAGUUGAUUUCUAAGGUUGUUUAGCCUCUGUCGCUGAUGAUAAGGUUUUCUUUUCUGUCUUCCUUUUUGUAAAAUUGACCCUUUUUUGUUAACUUUAGUCACUGCUAAUGUAACAAAAUGCACUGUGAUGAUUCCAGUAUUAAUAAAAGUUGUACUUAAACUGUG